GCAGCGUGAGCAGGUGGAACCGCGGCGGGAGUCCGCCAGCCAAGCGGAGGGAGGCUGCAAGCUCGGCGGGGGCCAUGGAGCUGCUAAAGCUGAACCGGAGCGUGCCGGGGUCCGGACCCGGGCCAGGGGCUUCCCUGUGCCGCCCGGGGGCCCCCCUCCUCAACAGCAGCAGUGCGGGCAAUCUCAGCUGCGAGUCCCCUCGCAUCCGCGGAGCUGGGACACGAGAAUUGGAGCUGGCCAUUAGAGUCACCCUUUACGCAGUGAUCUUUCUGAUGAGCGUCGGAGGAAAUGUGCUGAUCAUCGUGGUCCUGGGACUGAGUCGCCGGUUGAGGACCGUGACCAACGCUUUCCUGCUCUCACUGGCAGUCAGCGACCUCCUGCUGGCUCUGGCUUGCAUGCCCUUCACUCUGCUGCCAAAUCUCAUGGGCACGUUCAUCUUCGGCACAGUUAUCUGCAAGGCCGUUUCCUACUUCAUGGGAGUGUCUGUGAGUGUGUCCACGCUAAGCCUGGUAGCCAUCGCCCUGGAGCGGUACAGCGCCAUCUGCCGCCCACUGCAAGCGCGAGUGUGGCAGACACGCUCUCACGCGGCUCGUGUGAUUGUAGCUACGUGGCUGCUGUCCGGACUGCUCAUGGUGCCCUACCCUGUGUACACCACCCUGCAGCCUGCAGGGCCCCGUGUGCUGCAGUGCGUGCAUCGCUGGCCCAAUGCGCAGGUCCACCAGACCUGGUCGGUACUGCUGCUCCUGCUCUUGUUCUUCGUCCCAGGUGUAGUUAUGGCCGUGGCAUACGGACUUAUCUCCCGCGAGCUCUAUUUAGGGCUUCGUUUUGACUGUGACAGUGACCGCGAAAGCCAAAGCAGAGUCCGGAGCCAUGGAGGGAUGCCCAAUGGAGCUGGACCAGGUCCUGUCCACCAGAAUGGACGCUGCAGGACAGAGUCGGGCCUGGCUGGCGAGGACAGCGACGGCUGCUACGUGCAACUUCCACGUUCCCGGCCCGCCCUGGAGCUGUCAGUGCUGACAGCAGCCACCCCUGGGGUAGCACCUGGCCCCAGACCCACCCAGGCCAAGCUGCUGGCCAAGAAGCGCGUGGUGCGAAUGCUCUUGGUGAUUGUUGUGCUUUUUUUCCUGUGUUGGCUGCCGGUGUUCAGUGCCAACACGUGGCGCGCCUUUGACGGCCAGAGUGCACAUCGCGCUCUCUCGGGGGCGCCGAUCUCCUUCAUUCACUUGCUGAGCUACGCCUCGGCCUGCGUCAACCCGCUGGUCUAUUGCUUCAUGCACCGCCGCUUUCGCCAGGCCUCCCUGGACACAUGUGCCCGCUGCUGCCCUCGGCCUCCGCGAGCUCGCCCCAGGCCUCUUCCAGACGAGGACCCUCCCACCCCAUCUAUUGCUUCUCUGUCCAGGCUGAGCUACACCACCAUCAGCACGCUGGGGCCUGGCUGAGUGCCGAAGGCGUGUGGGAGCUGAGGCAGGACCCACCAUUCCCUACAAGCACAGACCCAUCAAGACACAAUAAACACAGACCACAACUCACAGGAGAGACUGGCACCAUAAGCACAGACUAACCCCAGUGCAGGGAGAAAAGCAGCUUACCUGGCACAAAGGAAGGGUGAACAGAGCCCACUCGGAAUGGAGCAGGGCUCUUGCAAUAGGGGGCUGAGCACCACCGGCAAAUGCUUGGGCUGACCUCAGACACAGCAUUCCUAACAGCUGAACUAUUCCUACACAGUGGGGCCUCUGACACAGCCCGCCUCCCCUCACACACAUAUACUAAGGGUACUGGCUCUCUCGGGAUCCAUGGAGCCUGGCACAGGACAGGCUCCUGGGAUGCUCCAGGCUGUCCCCAGUUUGAUUUCAUAAGCCCUUCCUCAUCUGGCACUGAAAAUACCAACAGGCGCAAUCUCAUACUCCCUGACCAACAGGCUGUUUGGCAUUGAAAAUUCCCUUUGUCACUUUCCAGUAAAGGACUGUGGCCCUGCCCCCUUCUCCACCUGACCUCUUCUAGAAAUAAUAAAUGACCUGGAUUCCUCCUGGACUU
Messenger RNA from Tupaia belangeri chinensis (Chinese tree shrew), 2034 nucleotides. RefSeq names its product cholecystokinin B receptor (gene CCKBR). Bases 75 to 1439 code for a protein of 454 amino acids. Gene Ontology annotation, biological process: neuropeptide signaling pathway. The transcript is spliced from 5 exons. Lineage: Eukaryota; Metazoa; Chordata; Mammalia; Scandentia; Tupaiidae. Gene Ontology annotation, molecular function: neuropeptide receptor activity; gastrin receptor activity. The record is from RefSeq and is a predicted model, not a curated record. Gene Ontology annotation, cellular component: plasma membrane.